Molecule: messenger RNA, 303 nt
Organism: Cetraspora pellucida
Lineage: Eukaryota; Fungi; Glomeromycota; Glomeromycetes; Diversisporales; Gigasporaceae
Source: the annotation of a GenBank genome assembly
UGUAUAAGAAAAUAUGAUGGAUUAGGAGCAACUCAACUAAAACCAGAAUGCUGCACAGUUAACAGAGCAUGUUUGUGUCGUAAUCAUCUAUCAAAAUGUAAAGCAUUUCAUGAAACUAAUAAAGAAGAAGAAGUACAAAGAGUUCUAGCUUUACCAGGAGCCAAUGAUAUUAGUUUGAAAAGAUUACAAACACAAAAUGUAAUUAAUCAUAUUGAACAAUUAAUAGUUGAAACUGAAGAAAAACAAAUAAAUAUUAAGGCAUUUAUUUCAGAUUUUACAGGUGAAUAUGCAGCGGCAUGGUAA